Messenger RNA from Vicia faba (fava bean), 366 nucleotides. NCBI's taxonomy places the organism in Eukaryota, Viridiplantae, Streptophyta, Magnoliopsida, Fabales, Fabaceae. The record is from the annotation of a GenBank genome assembly.
AUGUUUUGGUGUGAUUCUCCAAGAUUGAAGAACCAAGCCAUUGCCGGAUUCAUUGUUACUGUUGCUGUGAAGACAGAGAAAUAUGCUAUUGUGAGAGGUUGUAGAGGGAAUUCCAGAGGAAAAGAAGUUGCAGAAGAUUCAAGUAAUUCGAAGCCAGAUUCAUUAACAAGGAAGGUUGAAAAUGAAGAUGAAGAUUCUUCCGAAAAUCUCAGACAGAUUCAUAAGUUUUAUUUUAUUUGUAACUGCAGAAUUUUGACCGGAAGAGGAAGAAUCCAUUUUUCAGGUUCAGCCAGAGGCUUCUUUGAAGUUGCUGCAAGGGAAUUCAAGUCUUGUAUUUACAAGCGACUUGUGUACAAGUCUGCAUGA